AUGCCAGCACCUCAGGAUCCUCAACAUUUGCCUAUUAGGCAACAGAUGGAAGCACUUAUCCGUCGUAAGCAACAAGAGAUCACUCAAGGUCUAGAGAGUUUAGAUACCGUCAAGUUUACUGCUGAUUCUUGGACUCGUGGUAACGAUGGUGGUGGAGGUACCUCAAUGGUUAUCCAAAACGGUGAAACUUAUGAAAAAGGUGGUGUGAAUGUCUCUGUUGUCUACGGCCAGCUCUCUCCACAGGCGGUUACGGCUAUGAAGCAUGAUCAUAAGAAUUUGAACCUGGUAAGCGAUCCUGCUACUGGUGCUCCUCAUGCGGAUGGUGUCAAGUUCUUUGCAUGUGGUCUAAGUAUGGUUAUUCAUCCUCAUAAUCCUCAUGCUCCAACUACGCAUUUGAACUACCGUUAUUUUGAGACUUGGAACCCCGAUGGAACUCCACAGGCUUGGUGGUUUGGUGGUGGUGCCGAUUUGACUCCUUCGUACUUGUAUGAGGAAGAUGCCAAGUUGUUCCACCAAACUCACAAGGAUGCUUUGGACAAACACGACAAAGAGUUGUACCCACGUUUCAAGAAAUGGUGUGAUGAGUACUUUUACAUCACUCAUCGUGGUGAAACUCGUGGUAUUGGUGGUAUUUUCUUCGAUGAUUACGAUGAGAGGGAUCCACAAGAGAUCUUGAAGAUGGUUGAGGACUGUUUCGAUGCUUUCUUGCCUUCUUAUUUGCCAAUCAUCGCAAAGCGUAAGGACACUCCAUACACUCCUGAGCAAAAGAAGUGGCAGGCCAUUAGACGUGGUAGAUACGUCGAAUUUAACUUGAUCUACGAUAGAGGUACUCAAUUCGGUUUGAGAACUCCUGGUUCUCGUGUAGAGUCCAUCCUAAUGUCAUUGCCUGAAUACGCCUCAUGGCUUUACAACCAUCAUCCAGAACCGGGUUCUGAAGAGGAAAAAUUGAUCAAAGUGACUACGAAGGCCAGAGAAUGGGUUUGA
This is a messenger RNA of Torulaspora delbrueckii, 984 nucleotides long. It is a transcript of the gene HEM13, whose product is annotated as coproporphyrinogen oxidase. The transcript has a single exon. Gene Ontology annotation, molecular function: coproporphyrinogen oxidase activity. Lineage: Eukaryota; Fungi; Ascomycota; Saccharomycetes; Saccharomycetales; Saccharomycetaceae. Bases 1 to 984 code for a protein of 327 amino acids. The record is from RefSeq and is a predicted model, not a curated record. Gene Ontology annotation, cellular component: mitochondrial intermembrane space; cytoplasm.